GUAGUAACAACACAAAGGAAAGAACAGGGAGGAUGUAUUGGUUGUUAGGAAAACGCAGAGUACCGGUUGAAAAUGACAUCCUCUAUUAAUAAGAUCUGAAUGUUUCCUAGAAAGUGUCUUGACGGAGAACCUGAGCUGGACAAAGCAGCCUUGAUCUGAGUGAGCUAACUGGCACCAUGAAAUUAUCAGGUGUCUUUCUGCUCCUCUCUCUGGCUCUUUUCUGCUUCUUCUCAGGUGUCUUCAGUCAAGGAGGACAGGUCGACUGUGGUGAGUUCCAGGAUCCGAAAGUCUACUGCACACGGGAAUCUAACCCCCACUGUGGCUCUGAUGGGCAGACAUAUGGCAACAAAUGUUCCUUCUGUAAGGCAGUGGUGAAAAGCAGUGGGAAGAUUAACCUAAAGCACCAUGGAAAAUGCUGA
Chrysochloris asiatica (Cape golden mole) is the source of this 419-nucleotide messenger RNA. RefSeq names its product serine peptidase inhibitor, Kazal type 6 (gene SPINK6). The coding region runs from base 177 to 419 and encodes 80 amino acids. Lineage: Eukaryota; Metazoa; Chordata; Mammalia; Afrosoricida; Chrysochloridae. Gene Ontology annotation, molecular function: protein binding. The transcript is spliced from 5 exons. The record is from RefSeq and is a predicted model, not a curated record.